Thunnus maccoyii (southern bluefin tuna) is the source of this 2820-nucleotide messenger RNA. RefSeq names its product glycoprotein endo-alpha-1,2-mannosidase-like protein. The coding region runs from base 778 to 2112 and encodes 444 amino acids. The transcript is spliced from 4 exons. The record is from RefSeq and is a predicted model, not a curated record. Lineage: Eukaryota; Metazoa; Chordata; Actinopteri; Scombriformes; Scombridae. Gene Ontology annotation, molecular function: alpha-mannosidase activity. Gene Ontology annotation, cellular component: Golgi apparatus.
UUCUCAGGUGUCAUAAUUUCCGGCGGUACCUGAAGGCAGCAUGUUGAAGUGGCCUGUGUGAUAUAUGAGGUGUCCACUUGAUGUCACUAUAACUUUUAACUCACCAUGCAGGACAAGUCAGAGAGUCAGACACUGAAGCCUAACUUUAAAAACAAAAUCCUGAAAAUUGAUAAUGUGUCUUGAAGUAAGAGAUUAGAUUCUUAGACUGUGAUUGGCUGCGAUCAGAGUAACUUUAUUUUGUUGCUGAUCUGCGGUUAGAUAGCAUUCAUAUGAUGAUUUAAAAAAAAAAUGUCUGCGCAAGGAUCUGCAGUCGCGCACUAACAGGCAACACAGAGAUGAGUCCCGCCUCUUUGACAUCCAAAACGGACUGUGUAAAGGACCAACCAACGAACCCACCCACCUAGGAGAAUAGAAAAUCCUUCGGACAUCACCGGAGAGCAUCAUUCCUGCAUCUGGACGGGUGUGGAGUGAAGCGUCUGGAUGAGAACAUCCGGCGAUACCUCACAACGCAGCUCAUAAGACUGCAAAACAUGAGGCUGCUGAAGAAAGUUAAAAAUCCCACAUCCAGCUGCGCCAGGUAGUCUGCUGCGACUGGAACUGCAAUCAUGUAGCCACUUUUUUUGUGAUGAAUUCAGAAAGGUGUGUGAUCAGUAGGUACCAUACAAGACAGUUUGGAGAGUAGUUUAUAGAUUGAGGUGAACUCUCGGUGCGUAGAAGGCAGAAACAAGACAGAUAGAGGUUUAUUUGCGCUCUUGGUCCCGUCCACUCCAGCCAAACAUGGCAAGGCUGCGGAGGAAAGCUUGCAUAGCUCUGUUUCUCUUUACACUGUUCAUAUUCGGGACUAUGAUGGGACUGAGGACCCUGAAGCCUAGUGACGGCUUCUCGGAUUUGGCUCCGGGCUUGGAGCUCCUGCCGAUGAUAGGGGGGAAGAUGGACCGGCGCUCGGUGUCCCGCGACACCACCACAUCCCUGGGUCAAGCCCGCCCGGCUGGCAGCAACACCAAAGCAGUUUUGUCAAACUCAGGCCCCGAGGGGACAAUAUUUUAUGAUGUUCAUAUUUUUUACUACGUCUGGUACGGGAGCCCACAUAUGGACGGUAAAUACAUUCACUGGGACCACAUCCUGGUUCCACACUGGGACCCUAAAAUCGCAUCCAGCUACCCGAGAGGGAGACACAUGCCCCCCGAGGACAUCGGUGCCAGUUUCUACCCCGAACUUAACCCGUACAGCUCAAGAGACCCGGACGUGUUGGAAUCCCACAUGGAGCAGAUCGGUGCAUCUGCAGCAGGGGUUCUGGUGUUGUCCUGGUAUCCUCCUGGCCUGGCUGACGACUAUGGGGAACCCGCUGAGGAUUUGGUGCCAGCUGUGCUGGAUGCCGCAUAUAGACACAACCUCAAGGUUGCAUUUCACAUCCAACCAUACAGAGGACGAAAUGACCAGAGUGUGCAUGACAACAUCAAGUAUAUCAUUGACAGGUACGGUGACCAUGGAGCCUUCUACAAGUUCACCUCCAGCACAGGGAAGAGUCUUCCUCUAUUUUACAUCUACGACUCCUACCUAACCCCUCCAGAGUCCUGGUCUGAAUUUCUGUCUGCUACUGGCUCCCACAGUGUGCGUGGUUCAGAUUAUGACUCCAUCUUCAUCGCCCUGAUUGUGGAGGAGCGCCAUAAGCAUGACAUCCUCGCAGGUGGCUUUGACGGCAUGUACACUUAUUUUGCAUCCAACGGCUUCUCAUUUGGCUCUUCUCACCAGAACUGGAAGGCCAUCAAGGCCUUCUGUGACGGCAACAAUCUCAUCUUCAUCCCCAGCGUGGGACCUGGCUACAUCGACACCAGCAUCCGGCCGUGGAACAACCACAACACCCGCAACCGGGUCAACGGCCGUUACUACGAGACGGCCCUGCAGGCGGCGCUGAACGUGCGGCCAGAGAUUGUCACCAUAACAUCGUUUAACGAAUGGCACGAGGGGACACAGAUAGAGAGGGCGAUGCCCAAAAAAACUGUCACCCGUGUGUACUUGGACUAUCAGCCACAUGGACCUGAUCACUACCUGGAGCUGACCCGGCGCUGGGUAGAGCAAUUCAACAAAGAGAAGGAGCAGUGGCUCAUGUGAGCUUUCAUUGAGAGGACUUGAAACAGCUCUAGUAGAUAUUUGUGUGUGUGUGUGUGUGUACACAUGAAAGACAAAGAACAAAAGAGACAGGGAGUGAAUGUAGGGAUUGAUCAGUAUAGAUGUGAGUGCAAAAUAAGAUGCAUUUACUUUUAACUUGACUUGAUGUGUCAGUUUCUGCAAGUCUGUAUUUGUGCACACAUUGUGAACUUUAAGGACACAGAGAUGAGGGUGUGUCUGUCAUGGUUCAGGUACAAGCAGCCCUCAGUUGUUAAGCUGGGGAAUUUUCUUCAACUCCAAUCGACAGCCCAGACUUUCAAAAUGAUCUGAAGGCCUGUUUCUGCUCCCUGUUCACCUGGUGCAACUUAAUGGACAAUUAGCUCAAACACUCCCACUAUCUGAGAAACUACUGCCUGAUAUAUCCAUACAUACUAUUUGUCAUCAACUCAAUGGUCUCAUUUCCCUUUCUGCGGUUAAAAUAAUGGAACUGAUCAUAAUAGCCAGACACUUGGAAAUUUGUUUUCAUCUACAACAGGCUCUCAAAGACAAUGAGGCACUAAUGCUGACUGAAGUUCAGAGGGCUUCAUAAAACGAUGGUUUGUGUUUAAAAGACAUUGGUAGAGGUUAAGCAAGCAGGUGAAGAGAGGUUUAGUUGCUGCUGUCAUGCAAAAAAUCCCAUAUCUUCAACGUGAUUAAAGGAAUAGUUCAGCA